Molecule: messenger RNA, 9157 nt
Organism: Linum trigynum
Lineage: Eukaryota; Viridiplantae; Streptophyta; Magnoliopsida; Malpighiales; Linaceae
Source: the annotation of a GenBank genome assembly
AUACAACGUUUGGUAUGUGUGAUUGUGUAUGUCGCAUCAGCUAAAAGCUGAGACAAAACAAUCUCAACUCAACUAUCUCAACAAUCACAACUAAAAGUUGAGAUAUAACAAUCACUCAAAAUGAGUGAUAGUUUCUGUCACAUCACAGAAACAAUCUAUGUAUUGUUUCUGCUAAAAAAAAAAACAAAAAAAAACGAUGCACUUUAAACAUUACAUGCAUAAUGACAAUCUCAAUAAAACUAUCGCAACUUCCAAACGACCCCAAGUUGCAGACUUACAGGCCAAGCUGUGUGGCACCAAUUUGAGGUUUGUGCAGGGUUCAAUGUUUCAUCAACUAGCAUAGUACAUUGACUUACGUACCCUCUAAUGGUCAAACCUGAAAAUGGAAAGCAGUUAAGUUAAGAUGUGGGAGAGAGAGAGAGAAUGGAACAGUACAAAAAUAUGGAAGAGUUUUAGUUGUUGGAUCUCAAUGCAUUGUAUAUAUAUAAUAUAUAUGGAUUUCUUUGAUUAGUGAAAGUCAACAGUGGAUGGUUAGGUUAGGGUUUGAGUGGACCAAGAAGCUCGAACUGCUACACUGAAUAAUUUAUGAGUAUCUAAACAUGUGCAGACUGCAGGAGUUGUGACAAUUGUCCUGAUGCUGUGAAUAGAGUGUAUCCAAGUGCAAGUCACUGAGUGGACAUCUGGUUUCGUGGUGUAGUUGGUUAUCACGUCAGUCUAACACACUGAAGGUCUCCGGUUCGAACCCGGGCGAAGCCAUUAUUUUUCGUAAUCAAUAUGAAUCUCAAAUCAAAGUUUGCGAUUGAUUACCUUACGCGCGUUUGUAAUUUUUGCUAGUUUGUUAAUUCACACUAAUACGAAUCUUGUAUCGCAUAUAACUUAUAUACUCCGGAAAUCUUGCUAGUUUGUUAAUUCACACUCAUACGAAUCUCGUAUCGCAUAUAACUUAUAUACUCCGGAAAAUCGAUACUCUCACAUAGUAGAAAUCUCAGGAACAAAUGAGAUGUUUGUAUCUACUAGUCCACCCUACCCUUCCAAAGGUAUUUUGUCAUUGUGGCUGUGGAUUGUGCAUUUGGUGUUAUUGUGUUGGGUAGCGUGAAAGGCAACUGAGAUUCCUUGGACACUCAUAUACAAACAUACAGCGAGUUAAAAAAGGAAAAAACCCUUCACCAAAUCCACAUAAUUGGAUUUCUCUGUUUUUUUUUAAAUAAACUUACGAUUCCAAUAAUAAUUAGGGUAGUAGGAGUUGUUCAGAUCCCCUACACUGAUGAAUUUUGCCUCAAUUAUUGACCAAUUUAUUGUUUUCUGCACAUUUUGGAUCUUCCAUGGAGGGACACUGGUCAGUAGCCACAUGACAGUGGAGUGGAUAAUAAACAAAUUGCUCCUCCAUUCCAAUUUACUGUUCAGCUACCCUGAAUUUAUGAUUUGACUAUAGGGACUGUGAACUGUACUUGCUUAGAGAGUAAAUGAGGUUAGGCUAGGUCAAUCAUUUUUAGUAAAUGUGGUUCUUGUGUUAGGACUGUCAAUACAAAAUCGAACGUCAAUAGCGUGGUUACUGGUUAAUCGUACACCACAUAAAAAGGGUCUUUUAAAAAGGAACAGUCCGACUCUCUGAGGGCCCGAGUUCAGCUUGACCCAAAUGAAAAUACGUAUCCAACCCUUCUAAUCCAGACCCAACUAUUCCUCUUCGAUUUCAUCGGGUUCCUUUUGUGUCUAAUUUGUUGGGUUCCAUUUCAAUUUUUCAUCACCCGAAGACUGCUGCCGCUCAAGGUCCGACCAUGAUUAUGCUGCGUUUCUGCCGAAUAGGUGAUGCGGGGUUUACUAGAUUUACCUGUCAUUUCUUAGUGUCGUUGGAUGGUCAGAUGAAUGGAUUGUUUCGGAUUUUGCAUGUCUGGUUCCUUGUUUUUUUGGUCAUUAGGUAAUGCGAGUUUUAUAUAUGGUAACAACGGGUAAUUGUUACCUGUAUAAUGCGAUUAAUGAGUAACAGCUAACUGCACGCGAUGCAUAUAUGGUAAUGGUUGGCAUAUCCCGCUCUAAAAUGGGUAUGAGUAACAUCCCUAAAUAGUACGAGAAACCGUAGCUGCAGUGAUUGACACCCCCUAGUACUCUGGAUUGUUAUAUUAGUAAUUGUAAAGGAAAAUAAUGUUUAUGGGAUGUGCCCUUCUUUUAAUGAAAAGUACACUUUUAAAGGAUAAAAGUGAGAAAGAGAGACAACAAUACUAACUGAACAGUCGCAAACAGUCACAUAUAAAAACUGAGGUCGUACAAUCGUUCAUUUUCGAAUGAUUGCUUACGUCACAUCUAACAAAAAAAUACAAGUAUUGUGCAUGCAAAAAAAAUAUAUAUCGUAUUCUAAAAAAUACAGACAUUGUAUUCUAAAAAAAUACAGACAUUGUAAGUUUGUAACAAUCUCACUAACCCAAUCCUAAAACCCAAACCACCCUCUCAUUGUUAAACUGUAAUCGAAGGUCAAAAUCGGUAAUUUGACCUAAGCAAAACCAGUGAUGGCAGCCACGUCGCCGAUAGUGAAGUCUCAUUAAGAUUUAAGAGGGUGUAGCACCAAACCAACAAAAUUGUACGUUAAUUUGACAAUAAAUGACUCAAAUUGGAAAUAAACAAACGUUUAGGUAUCAAACUGUCCAUAUAAGCAAAAUUACGGGACACAUUCGCAACUUCUCCAUUUCUUCACAGAAAAAGGUCGAAAGUGAAAUCCAUCUCCUCCUUUCCCUUUCCCCGGACCAUCAGAGACAGACAGACAGCAAAAGGCAGAGGAAGGAAGGGCUUUACGGUCAUUCUCCCUAGACACUGAUCGGCGACAAUGGCUUGCAGAGUUGGCAAUGUCCAUUCUGCAGCUUCACCACCAGCUUCCAUUCCAUUCUCCUCCUUCUUCCCCACUCUCGCUUUCAGCAGUUAAGCUGCUCCAAUCCCUUCACCCACCUCCACAGCUCCCCGCGCGCUCUCUCUCUCUGUCUCACUUAACUGCACCUCCAAGCUCUCUCUCUCUCUCUCUCUCUCUCUCUCUUUCUCUUCAUUCAGAAAGCUCAAUUCAAUACUCCCUCUCUCUCACUCCUGCUGCUCGUCCUUCUCCGACGAAGCUGCCUGCCGCUGGAGAGAAGAGAUAGAGAGGGAGAAUGCCGUUGGUUAGGUUUGGAGUGAGGAACGAGUACUCGUUGGGCCAGCCGGAGCUCUACACGGAGGUUGACCGCGAGGACCCCAAGGCCGUGCUCGACGGCGUUGCGGUUGCCGGUCUCGUCGGGAUCUUGCGUCAAUUAGGCGAUCUCGCUGAGUUUGCAGCAGAGGUGUUUCAUGGCUUACAGGAGCAAGUCACAAGUACAGCUUCUCGGAGUCACAGAUUGAAGGUCCGUGUGCAGAACAUUGAAGCGGCGUUGCCUCCUAUUGAGAAGGCCAUAUUGGCUCAGAAUAGCCACAUCCAUUUUGCUUACACGGCUGGUUCCGAAUGGCAUCCUCGCAUCCAGAAUGAGCAAAAUCACUUCAUCUACAAUGACUUGCCCCGUUUUAUCAUGGAUUCUUAUGAAGAAAGCCGUGAUCCACCACGCCUGCAUUUGCUUGACAAAUUUGACACUGGUGGUCCAGGAUCAUGUUUGAAGAGGUAUUCUGAUCCAACCUUCUUCAGAAGAGCAUCAGGUAGCUUGAGGGAAACAGGUGGCGAGAAAGUUCAAAGAGAUAAGAAGGCUCGUAAAAUCAAGAAAAAGAGAUCAUUACAAAGGAAAGGAAGCUCAUUGCGUAAUGGGUCAAUCUCAAGUCAAAGCACCAGAUUUCAGUUUUUCCCGUCAGCUGGUAAUGGAAGGACUUCUCCUUCCCACACAGCCUCUUCUAUUGACAUGACAUUAAAGUCUGAUCUUGGGGAUCGCUCAAAUUCUUUCGAUUCAAGAACUGGAUCUAGUCAUAUUGAAUGUGUUUUCCGUCCCAGUUCCUCCAUGCAACCUGAGGAACAGGAGGAAUCCGUUGAAUUCUGUUCAAGGUCUUUCCAGCAAGAUGAUGAUAUCCAUGAGUGCAGCUUUACUGGUGAACAGCCUGGAGUUGCUGAUGAUAAUUUUCUACACCCUUCAUCACCAGAGCAGGUUCCUCCUCGUUCCUCUUGUGUUACUUGGGAUGAGAAGGAGGAAAUAUCAGAGGCCAAAAGUCAACACUCCGAAGGAGAUGAAGCUCCAGCAGAUAUAUUGGGUGCAGAUUCUGUCGCAGAAGAUAUACAAGAAUCAAGAGCCGUUGCUGAGAUUCACAUUCCAAAAGGCGUUCCAUUUGAGGAUGAGAAUAUUCGAGGGCCAAGUUCCAUUUUCACUCAGCUUUAUGAUGUUGAGAGUGAACCUGACAACUUCAUGGAUGCUCUUAAUACCAUCGACACUGAAUCUGAAACUGAUGUUGAUUAUCAGACAAAACAUGAAGUGAAACAAGGUGAAUCAUUAUCUACCAGUAAUGGUGGAAGGACAGAAGAUGUGCUUAAUGUGUUGUCUGCAGUUGAUACCUCAGAUCAUCGUCAUCCACAAAUUGAUGAUCACACUCCAUCCGAUACUUCUUCAUGCAAUGAAAUGGCUGCUGAUGUAUUUGUCUCAGUCCCCUCAGUUAGUCCUGCUGAGGAACGAGCUCCUGAGGUUCCUGAAGUAUCAUCUUCUGCCUCCGAUUCUGAAUCAGGUACACUAGCUUCUACGUCUAUUGAUCCUCCGGAUGGCUCAAAAGAAGUGGAAUCUGCUGUUUUCGACCGGCCAUCAUCUGGGAUUGCAGUGCCGGAAAUACAGGAGCUGUUGCCUGAUGAAGUGCUAAACAGUCCCGACAAGCCUCAAGAAUCUCCAGUUCCCGAGUUAUCCCGUGUUGAAUCAAUUAAGAUCUGGACCAAUGGUGGACUCUUAGGACUUGAGCCAUCAAAGCCUCCUGAUUUCAAUAUGUCAAAUACUGAUCGUCAUGGUUCAGAAACAAGUACAACUGAGGCGACAAACUCUCCAAUGCCAAUUAAUAAUGGUGACACGAGAAAGCUAAACAAAGAUGGCGAAUGUAUAGAAAUACUUGCUGGUCCCAGAAGUCCUGCAUCAUGGCAUGAUGAUAAUGUUGCCAAAGCUGAUAAACAUUCAAGUGAUUCUCACUGCAGAAGUAGAUUCCACCCAUAUGGUGGUGGGUUAACUUCUACUGGGUUGCCACUUAGCACAAAUGUCAAACCUACAUCUGAAGAAGCAAGUCACGAGGAUGACGAACACUCAUCUCACAUUUUUGGGCUUGGCCAAAGGCUACUUGCUAAUGGAUUUCGAAAAAAGAUAUCACUUGUGCCUUCUUGUGAACCUGAGAUGCCUAACUCAUCCCCUCAACAGAGUAAGCAACCUUUUGUUAAGUUUCAAGCAAGUCCACUUGACGUGCGGUUUGGUCAUAAAUCUGCAGAUUAUCAUCUUACAUCUUCACCGCCGCUAGAACACAUGAAAAUAUCUUUCCAGCCUACCAAUGAUUUUGAAGCUUUUUCGAAGCUGAAACUCAAAUUCCCUGAUGGUAGUAACUACUGCAGUGAAAGCAGUAGCAGCAGGGAUGUGUUUCCAUCAUUCCAGUUGGUUCCUGAGGCAGUUGCAACUGGAAGAAACGACGUGGCUUCUGACUCGGAUGAUGAUGAUGACACUUUCUGCAGAUCAUCUCCUUACAUGUCAGACGAUGAUGGUCUCAGCCGGCAUUCUGAUAUGGAUUCAGAAGACCACUGGGAAGCUGGCGGGUCCCCAGAAAGCGUUGAUGAUGUGAUUCCGUCAGCUGAGGAAACUGCACAUGCUGAGAAUGACGGUGCUGUUUCAUGCCUCUCUGCUACUGUACUUGACCUUCCUAGUUUUGAUGAUGUAAAGCCCCCUCACCAGGAAGUAAGACAGGAAGAUUUUGACCCAUUGAGUUCCUUGGAGCUGUUGCAGCAUCCCAAAGCAUCGAGUCCAUUGCCGCCUCCUCUCCCUCCAGCUCAAUGGCGGCUUUCAAACCCCAUUUCUGAACCUCAAGCUACAUUUGAUGCUCAUCAACCUAAACCAGCCCCUGUUAUGACUCAGCAAUCUAAACCAGCUCCUGCUAGUGAACAACAGCAGUCUCAGGUUGUCGUUCCAUUUAAGGUGAAGAGCAAGGAUGAACAGAAGUUGAAUUGGGUGAAGGAAGCUAAUCAACCUGCAAAUGGCAAGGUGAUGGAUGAACAUGAUGAUUUCUUGCACCAAAUUAGAUCGAAGUCAUUCUCUCUGAGACCCACGGCCCCAUCAAAGACGCUGGUGUCCGAAACGACUGCAAACAAUAGAGUGACGGAGAUCUUGAAGAAGGCCAAUGCAAUACGCCAGGCAGUUGCAAGUGACGUGGACGACGAUGAUGCGUGGAGCGACAACCCUUGAUCAUCGCGUCAUUUCCUCGGGGAGAGAGAGAGGAGGCGGUAACAUGUAUGUGAAUAAUUUGUUUGUUUUUACUUUUUGCCUUGAUCGGUGUAAUUAAGUGAAUCCGGUAGCACGGCCUUUAAGUGUUUGCAUUGCUGCCUCCUCUUAUAGACGAAAUUUGAGAUUAGAGAGAGUAGGAAGCAAUGCCAGUCAUGUAAUUUCCCCCCAGUAAGUUGGCUGUUGUUCUGCAAAAGGAGGAUGUUUCCCUCACCUCGGUCGCAUUGAUGCAGGAGCUGCUGCAGUGGUUUCCUGGGAAUGGUGAAUCAUGAAUGUAAAGAGGGAAUUGUGGGUUCCUUUGGAUGGUGAAAUGGAAUUGCAGCAGUUGAUAGAUGAAUGAUGAAGCUUUGGCUUGGCAUAGGAGCUGCUCGACAUCCUCCCCCUCUUCAAUCUGUUAUAUCUCAGUUUCUUUUCCUGUUCACCAUAGUGCUCUUGUUUCCUACCUCUUCUCUUGUUAUAGAUGAACGUUUGUGUUCUUUUGGGUUCUCUCGGAACCUUUUUGAGUAUUUUGUAUGUAUUCCUUUGAUGGUCCAGGAAAUAAUAAUACGGUAUCAUCCUUAUAUAUAUAAGAAAAAAAAGUUGGCUGUAUGUAUUCCAUUCAUUGACUGACUCCUUGUUUUCAAGUAGGUUCAAAAGAGUAAGCUAGGGGUGAGUAUGAGUCGAUUCGGUACAGAAUCAGAUCAAGUCGAGAUAGGAUCAAUCAAGUUCAAAAUACGCGGAGGUGAGAGUCAAAUCUAAAGGGCACAUUUUGAAACGAUUUGGUUCAUUCCAAUUGCAAUCUCAAUAACUUUUACUUCAUAUAUAAUUAAAUAUAUUACAAAUUGACUCAAAUUAUAUUUGAUCCAAUUCGAUCUACCUAUCAAACACUAAAUAAUAGUCAUAGACGGUGGUACUCAUAAAACCAGAAUAAUGGAAAGGGCAGUUUCUUGCGGAGAAUCUUUAAACAGAACCAGAACAUUGUUAAAAAAAAAAAAGAACAAUGAUCCUUUUUUAAAAAUAUCAGCAGAACCAUUCUUUUCCGUUUCAAAGAAAAACAAAUUAGUUUACAUUAAGAACACCAAAUCUCAUAAUACUUUUUUUUUUUUGGUGGAAAUCUCAUAAUACUUUAAUGAUCAUUUGGAGUAGUCUAACCUUAUUAGCUUGUUAAUUAAAAAGUUCAAUUUUCUUUCUUCGCCCAAGAAUCUCGGGGAAGAAACUUUAUUCCCGGCUAAAAAAACGCGACAUGAGUUGACAAAAAUGAGUACUAUAUAUAACUAUACUACCAUCCCUUUGCUUAAUACUAUUUUAUUUAUCAUAAUUAUACCAUAACACAAACAGAUCGGACAGGUUGAUUCAAAGAAAACUUGGUUUUGUUUGUAAAAGCAAUUAUUUUUCUUUUUUUAGUUCUUGCAAUUUGGAAACAUCUGACUGAAAUUUAGUUUUUAUUUAUUUAUACAAAGAACCUCUUUGACGAGCAGCAGAUUCAGUGAUAUUGCAGUCAGGUAAAAUCCGAAGUUGUUGUCCUUCAGCUCAAAUGAAACUGAGGGUGCAACUCAAGGAUUUUAUGCACCAAGUGGUUGAUGGCAGGGAACACCCGACCUUGCGUGUGUCGAACCAUCUACCCUACCAGCUGGAGUGCUGGACUACCCCUCUUUUGCUUGUGUAUAGUAAAAUUUGGCUCCUUAAUUUUGAGUAGAAUCAUAUCUAAGUACGAGAUUAAUAUCGUUUUCAAUUUUUCUAAUCAACUUAAUAUUUUUUAAACUCAAAUUUUGUUUAUUUUACAGAAAGCGAGUUCAUUGUGUACAAAAAUAAACGUCUUCAAAAAGCGAUGGAAUUUUCACUCCCUGUCAGUCAUGCAACUAAGUCCCGACAUCUUUAUCUUUAAUUUUGAAAAGUGUUUGUGACUAAUCAAUCAGAAAGAGACCUUUGAUUAUUAUACUGGAAGAGGACUUCCAAAGCAUCGAGAAAGAAAAGUGCAUCCCUCCUUUUCAAGCAAAAGGAAGAAGAAAGAAAAAGCAGAAUUCAUAAGAGAAUUGAAAACCUUGUUAUUUAAAAAGUGAGAGUUGGAAAUGGAGCAACUUCUACUUUUAUAUAUUUAAUUUAAUUCAUGAUUGUCUCCUGUUCAAUAGCUAAAGGAUUGAUUAAAAAACCAAGUAUUGAAACACCGUAUCGGAGGUUGUAUCGGAAAAGUAAGUGGUCAGGUAUUUUAUGCUAAAAUCAUGGUUUAACCAUGGUUCAACUGCUUAAUACCGCUAAAUAUCGCUGGUACGAUACAGUAUUUUCUGGUCGAACUGCCGGUAUGAUACAAUAUUUCAAUCCUUGUAAAAAACACACGCGCAGAUGGCUAAAACAAUUAGCUUAUAGAUAAAAAACAAUUAGAUAGUAGAAUUUAAUGGUUACCUCCGAAACAAGGCAUAAUUAUACUUAUAGGCAUGAGCAUGAAGUUGUAUAUGGAGAGCAACAUGUCACCCCAUAGUGCACAUAUGUUACCUAUCUAAAAUAGUUCGGAUUUUACUCAUAUCAAUACAAGAAUUGUGUAGAAUAUCAAUAGUCAAAACCAUACCUAUACCCAAUCGAAUUUUGGAUAUCCAGCUAUCAACCGCAAUAUUCAGAUUCGGGUUUUACCAAUAUCCAUUGUCAUGAAUUCGAGUUUCGGUUUUACCCUACCAGAUUAGGUCGGAUUCAGACUAAUAUCCACGAAUACGGUUAUCUUCACCAUCUCUAAAGUUGUCUUUUGACAUUUAGAUUACAAAAUAGACGCAUAAUUCGUAGUUAGUGAAUGAAUACCAUGACAAGUA